Papaver somniferum (opium poppy) is the source of this 1914-nucleotide messenger RNA. RefSeq names its product fatty-acid-binding protein 2-like. The record is from RefSeq and is a predicted model, not a curated record. The transcript has 11 exons. Bases 225 to 1514 code for a protein of 429 amino acids. NCBI's taxonomy places the organism in Eukaryota, Viridiplantae, Streptophyta, Magnoliopsida, Ranunculales, Papaveraceae. Gene Ontology annotation, cellular component: chloroplast stroma. Gene Ontology annotation, molecular function: intramolecular lyase activity; fatty acid binding.
GGAGUGAAAACAAAAUCCACCGAUCAGUUUCCUUCCUUCUUUGCGUGGAUUCUUUGAACUUCCUUCUUCUUUGAUUUUCAAUACAAAACCCUGAAUCUAUCUCUCAGGAUCUCUCUUUCCUUCUCUUGCUACAAUCUCUUUCCAGGUAUUUUCGUCAUUGUGAACUCUGUCAUAUUCGGAGGGUUGUAAUUUUUAUAAGGUUCAGUUAGUCGAGGAUAAAUAAAAUGCGGCAUAGGUUUGUUUUUAUGGAUCACGAUGGAAGAUCUACUUACAAGUCCCCGACAGAGUAUCAAUUGCGUCAUAGUUGUGGAGAUCAUUUGUUGUGCCAGAUUACAUCAUUGGUUGACAGUUCUCUCUACCAUUCCAAAUGUUUGUCUUCCACUGGAACUUCAGUCAUCCGAGAAGCUCUUGACUGCAUAUUUAAGUUUACCGGAGCUUUAAUAUUUCCGUUUGCUAGUGGGGCAAAGUCUAAACUACAUCGUAAUCUCUCGGGCGAUCAGCAUGGCUCGAAACACAGAAAUCAUCAAUUUUGUUUACAAGGAAAGCAGAUAUAUCCACGCAAUCUAAUGGAGUUUAAAUUUGGUUCUGAAUCUAGAUCAAAAUCUGAUCCCUUCGCGAUUUUAAGUAAUUUUUUGGCGUCCACAAUAAGAUGCAUACUUAAUGAUGUUCAACAGCUUCCGUUGUUUCCGGUGCUGUCACUAGCUUCUGCUUUAAUACCACCAUUUGACAACUUAAGAAGCAAAAAGGCUAUAGCCAGCCCACUCAGCAAUACCGAUGUGCAAAUGAAGGGAGGCAUGGCUCAAGCACCUUGCCUCUGUGAGCUCCGAAGAUUGGCUGAUAUUUCUUUUUCAGAGAUAAACUGGAGACAUCAUGCCUUUGAGCCCAAAACUGGCAUUAAAUUCCCAGCAGUUUUGGAUAACUUUCUAGCUGAACAGAAUAAAUUCAGUCUGACUUCUGAGUUACUUGUUGGAACUGGUUGUAGAAGUAUGAAAAUUUUAAGAAUUAAGUCCUUGGACGUUUAUGCAUUCGGUUUAUAUGUUCACCCUGAUUCUGUUUGUGAGAAACUGGGUCCUAAGUACGCUUCUGUGUCUCCCAGUGAGCUUAACAAUCAGCCAGAAUUUUUUGAGGAUCUUCUCAGGGAGGAUAUUAAUAUGACCGUUAGGCUUGUUGUUAAUUGCAACGGAUUGAAAGUUAAUACCGUGCGAGAUAUUUUCGAGAGAUCCCUCAGAACCCGCUUAUUGAAGAUGAACCCUGACACUGAUUAUCACUGCGUCACAGCGUUCGGAUCAUAUUUCACUCAGGAUAUCUCAUUUCCUGUGGGUACGAUAGUUGAUUUCCGACAAACAGCCGAGGGGAAACUGAUUACCGAAAUUGGUGGCAAGCAAAUUGGUGCAGUUCAUAGCAAGGAUUUAUGUAGGGCAUUCUUUGAUAUGUACAUCGGUGAUGUAUCUGUCCCAUCUUACGCGAAGGAAGAAAUCGCCAAAAACGUUGCGAGUAUCAUCAAGAGAUGCUAAUAAAGAAAUCAAUGGUUGUCCAUUUCCCUAUCUAAGGUUCCAUAUUUUAUUAACUGGAAUCCGUUGGAUGGCAGUCAUCACGGAAGCUACAUGCAGAUGCCUAUUGCUGAAUUUUAUGAUCGUCGAGAGAAUAAAAGAGCUUGAUCCAGCGAUAAAUACAGUUCUGAAACACUAUUUCGACAAGUGAAGAGUUUAGCAGUCAUGUCAGUGUACUGCUCAAAUCUGUAGCUUCAACUACUGCUGGUUUUGCAGGAUGUAUACAGUUAGCUAGAUUUUACUAAUAUAUAUGGCACAUUUAUUAUAUUUUCUGAAAUGCAGAAGAAAAAGGAUGAACUGCUCUGUAAUCUGAGAGACACUAUCAAGAUUCAAGUUCCAAAUAAAGGUUCUUCGUUGUUGUUUC